Cryphonectria parasitica EP155 is the source of this 2142-nucleotide messenger RNA. RefSeq names its product oligopeptide transporter. Gene Ontology annotation, cellular component: membrane. Bases 116 to 1981 code for a protein of 621 amino acids. The record is from RefSeq and is a predicted model, not a curated record. The transcript is spliced from 3 exons. Lineage: Eukaryota; Fungi; Ascomycota; Sordariomycetes; Diaporthales; Cryphonectriaceae. Gene Ontology annotation, molecular function: dipeptide transmembrane transporter activity. Gene Ontology annotation, biological process: transmembrane transport.
CUCUUUUUUUUCCCCAGGUCGACCAUUGAAGACUGUGGUCUGUUUUGCCUCAGUCCAGUCCUACUUGACUGUCUUCCGUUCUUCUCAGAGACUUGAAGAAGUCUUGACAGACAAAAUGACGAGCGCCGAAGGCGUCGAGAAGAAAUUUGUCACUCCCCAGGGCGAGGCUGUUAUCAUCCCUGCGCCCGCCCAUGGAGAUGGCCCCCCGGCGGUUCAUCCUGAGGUCGGUACCAAGCCUGACAAGACUGCUGGUACCGAUAUCGAAGUAGCCUCCAGACCCGACACGUCUGCAGGCGAGGUCUGGGAUUUUGAGAAUUAUCCUCUGCCCACAGACGAGGAGCGCGCCACCCUCCGCAAGGUCCCCGACAAGAUUCCCAAGAUCGCCUACCUUCUCUGCGUGGCAGAGCUGGCCGAGCGUGCCUCGUACUACGCUACCACCGGUGUCUUUAGCGACUUUCUUGAGUACCCUCUGCCAGCAGGUGGCAAUGGUGCCGGUGCGCCCGACCCCAACGACUCUCAGGGCGUGGCUGGUGCCCUGGGAAAAGGUGUCCAGUUCGCCUCUGCCUUUGUGCUCCUCUUCACCUUCAUGGCCUACGUCUUCCCCGUCUUUGGCGCCUGGAUCGCCGACACGAGGCUUGGCCGCUACAACACCAUCAUGCUGGGCGCUGGCAUUGGUGCUGUAGCACACGUUAUCAUGACCGGUGGUGCUGCCCCCAGCGUGCUGCAGAAGGGCGACGGCAUUGCACCCUUUAUGAUCUCCUUCUUCAUGCUGGCUGUCGGUGCUGGUAUCUUCAAGCCCAACGUCGCCCCUACCGUGCUCGACCAGUACGUGCACCAGCGCGAGUACGUCAAGACGCUCGCCUCGGGCGAGAGGGUCAUUGUCGACCCGGAGACCACCAUCCAGCGCAUCAUGGUGAUCUACUACGGCUUUAUCAACAUUGGCGCCUUCUUCGCCCUCGCCUCCACCUACGCCGAGAAGUAUGUCGGCUACUGGCUGGCCUUUUUGCUGCCCACCAUCAUGUACACCCUCGUGGUGGUCGUCUUUGUCAGCGUGCGCACCAAGAUCGUCAAGAAGCCGCCCAUGGGCUCUGAGCUCAACGACUUCUUCAAGAUCACCAGCAUCUGCUGCAAGGAGAACAAGUUCCAGGUCUGGAAGAAGGGCUUUUGGGAUGCCGCCAAGCCAGAGGUCCUGGCCAGGAAGGGCAGGGCCGUCACGUGGAACAACAAGCUCGUCAAGGACGUCGGCCGCACCUGGGCCGCCUGCCAGAUCUUCCUGUACAUUCCCAUCUGGUAUCUCAACGAUGGUGGCAUCGGUGCCGCCCCGACCAACCUGGCUGCGUCCACCGUGCUCAACAACGCCCCCAACGACCUCCUGUCCAACUUCAACUCCCUCACCAUCAUCAUCUUCACCCCGAUCUUCGCCUACGGCAUCUACCCGACCCUCAACCGCUUCGGCAUCCACUUUGGCCGUAUCAAGCGUAUGACGUUCGGCAUGAUCCUCGCCGCUAUCUCGGGCCUGUGCGGUGGUAUUCUCCAGCUCUACGUCUACCGCUGGAGCCCUUGCGGCUACUACGCCUCCACCUGCGACGAGCCUGCGCCCAUAUCCGUCUGGUGGGAGCUGCCCAUGGUCUGCCUGGGCGCCAUCUCCGAGAUUCUCGUCAAUGUCACCUGCUACGAGAUGGCCUAUGCCCGCGCACCCCCCAACAUGAAGGCCUGUGUCUUUUCCAUCUGCCUGUUCAUGACUGCGCUGUAUGCUGCUAUUGGUGAAAUCCUGACACCUGCGAUUGAGGACCCGUACCUGGUGUGGAUCUGGUUCGGUCCCGCCAUUGCUCUCUUCGUCCAGACAGCCAUUUUCUGGUUCCGCCACCGCAACAUCGACGAGGACGCUUACAUGACCUAUGAGGACGAGGAGGACCAGACCAGCGUCGCCCCUCUGCAUGCCAACAACGAGUAUCCCACGGAGAAGGAGGCCUAUGAAUAAAUGCCAUUGCCAAGAUUCUUAAAAAGAAAAAGAAGGAAGAAAAAAUGUUACAAUACUAUUAGAACGGCAUUAGAUGCAGUAGUAGGGUGGAGAUUGCAGAUGUGUAGAUAGCAGGUUAAUGAGAUACCCUGGGGCAUUGAACUGCUCUUUUGAAGAAAACC